Messenger RNA from Solanum stenotomum, 673 nucleotides. RefSeq lists its product as uncharacterized. The record is from RefSeq and is a predicted model, not a curated record. The transcript is spliced from 3 exons. Lineage: Eukaryota; Viridiplantae; Streptophyta; Magnoliopsida; Solanales; Solanaceae. The coding region runs from base 1 to 567 and encodes 188 amino acids.
AUGUUCUAUCUAACCUGGCAAAAGUGCAUUCCUUCAAUAAUUUCUGAUAUUGAGAGAAUUUCCCAACUGUAUUCGCAACCUCCAACAAAUAGUAUCACAAUUCGACUCAUUGCUGCAGUCAUAGGCAGUUUCCAGAAUGAAGAAAAAAUUAGCAAUAAAAGAGUCGGCUCAAAACUGACCAAAGAGGGUUUACAGUUUCUGUUUAGAGGAUUUUCUUCUUGGAAAAAUGGUCCUAUAAUAAGGCGACCACCACAAGUCAACCGGAGAUGCCAAACAGAUUUUGUAACAGAAAGCCGGACCAAGAUUUGUCCAUUCACGCGCUCUUCGGACUGGGUUGUCUCCGCCAGCUUGAACUACGCGUGUGAUUCACGCACUUCUCCUCUGGAAACCGGUUUCUGGGGUUUUGUGGAUUGGGGAAAGAUGGUCGUUCUUAGGUUGGUGGCGGCAGCUAAAUUUCAGAUUCAAAAAUUUCAUUCACAUGCUCAUCCAAUUCCGGCAAGCUUUCUGAGAGAGGCCAAUCAAGUUGCGGAUGGACUUGCUAAGGAAUCAACAAAAUUGAUUCUGUGAGAUUUAUUUUGACACUAGUUUGUGAGAGUUUUAUCUUGUCAAAUCCUUGAUUAUUUUUCUCCCAUCUUUCCCUUCGUUUGUUCAAUCUUUCAUCUUGCACCUUCAA